Messenger RNA from Gigantopelta aegis, 1825 nucleotides. RefSeq names its product bifunctional arginine demethylase and lysyl-hydroxylase JMJD6-like. Gene Ontology annotation, molecular function: sequence-specific DNA binding; histone H4R3 demethylase activity. NCBI's taxonomy places the organism in Eukaryota, Metazoa, Mollusca, Gastropoda, Neomphalida, Peltospiridae. Gene Ontology annotation, biological process: protein hydroxylation; negative regulation of gene expression; positive regulation of translational termination. Gene Ontology annotation, cellular component: nucleus; cytoplasm. The record is from RefSeq and is a predicted model, not a curated record. The transcript is spliced from 9 exons. Bases 225 to 1805 code for a protein of 526 amino acids.
AACGGUUCAACUAAAAAAAUAGGGUAAUUUUUUCGACAGUGCAGUUUGUGCAUAUUGUUAAUUUGUUUAAUGUAUUGCACCAGUAACAUACUAACAGUACUGAUAUGAUGUCAGCGACUGAUAAUGGACAAAGGUGCAUCCAAAUGACAAGCAGAAUUAGAAAGAAGAGAUUUGCUAAGAAAUCAUAACUUUUAUUAAACCCAUAUAUUACUUACACAUGUAACAUGGAGUUUAGAACAGAAGCGCCUUGUGACGAUAUUGAACUGAUUAGUGAGUGGCCAGUAACAGAGUCUCCAGACAGGGAAGAUACUGAAUCAGAAGAUACAACAUUCAGCACAUAUUCCAACAAAACAAACAGUGCUUUGUUAGGUAUAUCGACUAAAGAGGCAAAUGAUAACAGUGACGUGGAAAGAAGAAAAAAGAAAUCUCUUGAUGUACACAAUGAAAAGAAAAAGCCGCGACUUGAUAAUGUAGAUUUUGCUGAAGCCGCUCUGGCAAGAUGGUGGCGACAUCAAGGUAGGAAGUUGUUCACCGACAAGAAUCUCCCGAAGUCGACAAACCCAAACACUCUACUCUACUGGGUAUCCAGGACAGAAGCAGGACAGACAUUUCUAUCAAAUGAAAAGCAUAGACUAAAGAAAUCAUUAAAACAAGGGCAGACAACUGCCAGUGUCUCUGCUGCUCUGGCCUCGGUUGAAGAGAGACUCGGAGAUCUGGAUAGUGCUGCCCGUCAUCUUGAUACUGCUGUCAGCCAUGACCCACACAAUAAUCAGUACCAGUGGAUGGUAGAGAAAGUAAAACGACAGCGAGACGUCAAAGAGAAACAGAAGAGAAUGAUGACUCUUCUUCCAUCAGAGUUACUUCUGCCCUCUGCAACACAGGUGGACAGGGUAUCAUCAAAUGAACUAACUGUUGAAGAGUUUUACAUGAAGUAUGCCAAGACCAGGACUCCAGUUAUUAUCACAGACAUGGCAGAGAAGAUGACACGUGGUCCAUGGACUCUACAGCAUAUUAAAAAUGUGGCAGGAGACUGCUCAGCUGUACUGAAGAAACCAGUGACUGACUCUGUGGAAUGGGCCAGACUGGAGGAUGCCAAAAGUGUGGUGGUCAAGGACUUUAUUGAUAAUGUGAUCAGUGCUGAUGGUGACCGUGACCUCUACUUGUUUGACUGGAGUCUGCCACAGCAUUGUCUGCCCUUGGCGGAAGAACUUAAUAUUCCAAAAUAUUUUGCUGGAGACUAUCUACAGAGAUUAUCUCCAGGCAGUCAGUAUCGGGACACCUGGCCGAGUCUCUUCAUAGCGGCUGCCGGUCUGAGAAGUGAACUUCACGUCGACACGUUCGGAUCUAACUUCUGGAUGGCUCUCUUUCAGGGUCGAAAGAAGUGGAUAUUGUACCCUGCUGAAGAGCAAUGUCUUCUUUAUCCACAACUACUGCAGUCAAUGGAUCCCACGUUUGAAGUGGACGUCACAAAGCCAGACCUAGAUCGCUUUCCACUUCUAUCUCUGACACACCCAGUCCAGUGUAUUCUUCAGCCAGGAGAUUUGUUGUUUGUUCCUGCGGGUUGCCCUCACCACAUCACCAAUCUGGAGACAUCCGUUGCCAUAUCCGCCAACUUCGUCGACUCGUCUAACUUUGACUGUGUUGUAGAAGAGCUUCGAAUCAAUGCCCUCAUCGACCCUCGUGCCGCUGACCUUGUCAAGCAGAUGCAAAGUUCAGAGUUCAAGGCUACACAAGACUUUAAUAUUGGUGAUUUACAUUGGAAUGAUUUCAAAAAGUGGCCACAUGAUAAAAUUUUAAAUCAAUAAAAUUGUAAUAUGUGAUUUUA